Anolis sagrei ordinatus is the source of this 5569-nucleotide messenger RNA. It is a transcript of the gene EHF, whose product is annotated as ETS homologous factor. Gene Ontology annotation, cellular component: nucleus. The record is from RefSeq and is a predicted model, not a curated record. Gene Ontology annotation, biological process: regulation of transcription by RNA polymerase II; cell differentiation. NCBI's taxonomy places the organism in Eukaryota, Metazoa, Chordata, Lepidosauria, Squamata, Anolidae. Gene Ontology annotation, molecular function: DNA-binding transcription factor activity, RNA polymerase II-specific; sequence-specific DNA binding.
AAUUCCACAAUUGGCCAGCUAAACAUUUUUUAAAAAAAUGUUUGAAAAUUAAUAUCAUAUCCAUUUAUCUCCACUGCUCCGAGGUUUUUGAAGUGAUAGUCUGCCACCUAUGUUUACCUAACAUUUGACAUAGCCUGAUCAGUCGUUUCACUGUUGCAGCUCAAGGAUUUUCCCAACAGACCCAGAAGCUAAAUGAGAUCAUGAUUUUAGAAGGAACUGGCAGAAUGAGUCUUAAUUCCGUCACAAGUCUUCUCCAUGAGCAGCCAUCCUGGACUGAUGGAUAUCCACCAUGCAAUGCAACUGGUAGUUUUUUUGGAACUCAGUGGCACGAAAUACACCCACAAUAUUGGACAAAAUAUCAGGUCUGGGAAUGGCUCCAGCAUCUCUUGGACACCAACCAGCUCGAUGCCAACUGCAUUCCUUUCCAGGAGUUUGAUAUCAGCGGUGAACAUCUGUGCAGCAUGAAUUUGCAGGAUUUCACUCGGGCAGCUGGUACAGCUGGACAGCUUCUCUACAGCAGUCUUCACCAUCUGAAGUGGAAUGGUCAAUUUGGAAGUGAAAUGUACCCAUCACAGAAUGUCAUUGUCAAGACAGAACAAUCAGAUCCAUGUGCAAUGACAUCCUGGAAAGAUGACAAUUAUUUCUAUGACAAUGGUUAUGGAGGCACAGUAGAAUUAGUGGACAGCAAAGCCUAUUGUCGAGCACAGAUUUCAAUCAAUGCUGCUAAUCACCAGCCUAUCGAAGAUUCUUCAGAUGUUAAAAGAAUAGCCCAAGAACACACUCCGAAAUCACAUAACAAGAAGCACACUCCUCGAGGGACACACUUGUGGGAAUUUAUCCGAGACAUCCUCUUACAUCCAGAGAAGAAUCCAGGAUUGAUUAAAUGGGAAGAUCGAUCUGAAGGCAUCUUUAGAUUUUUAAAAUCUGAGGCAGUAGCUCAGUUGUGGGGGAAAAAGAAGAAUAACAGCAGCAUGACUUAUGAGAAACUGAGCCGUGCCAUGAGGUACUAUUACAAAAGAGAAAUUCUUGAACGUGUAGAUGGCCGAAGACUAGUAUACAAAUUUGGGAAGAAUGCACGUGGUUGGAGAGAAAAUGAGAACUAAAGGCAACUCAAAAACAACAAAAACCAACCCCCAAUAAUUACAGUUAUAUAAUAGAGCUACCACUAGAAGGAACUCAUAGUGGAUGUAAAUAUUUCAAAGACUGUUUUCUUCUAUUUAUGUACAAAAUUGGGUGGAAGGCAGUAAUCUACUCUAGUGGGAAGAAGGAACUCUGUUUUUUGUUGAUGUUAAUUAUUUUUUAUUUGAAACAUGUCCUUCUACAGGGAAAAAUGUACACAGGUUUCUGUGAACAAUGAUAAUGUGGUGUGGUUGUGUUUGGGUAUGUAUUUGCCUUUCUUAUGAAGAUGCUUGAAAAGUGUAUUCUGGGAUAAAUGUGAUUAUUAUAAUACUGUGAGAGUUGUAUGCUGUGGGAGGAAAUCAUAGGGCAUUACUUUUUAUUUGAGAGGCUGAAAUAAGGCCUAUUACUUCCUAUAUAUGAAACAAAUGAGGACUUACCUUUUUUUUCUCAGUUGUAAGGAUAGUAUGAGGAGAUCUGUCCAUGCAAUGUCAUGUCUCUCUUAUUAGACGCAGCAGCAUGCUAAGAGAUAAUCAGCAAACUUGGCCUGUUGCUUACAUCUUUCAUUGGAACAAAUUGUGGUUUGGCUUUAUUUGGAGUCUUACAUUUAGAAGCAAAUUUGAUUCUUCAAUUGAAGAUUGCAUUAUGUUGACAUAGAACCAGCUCUCACUCAGAAAGGAUGUUUAAAAAUGUGGAUUAGUUACAUUUGUGAUAUCACUGAAAGGUGUUUUUUUUAACUAAGUGAAAGGUUUCCAUUUUUGUUUAAAGUUAAUGUGGUCCACAUGUACUGAAAUCAUGUCAUACUAUGACAAUGGGCCCUUUCACAUUGCUCACUUCUAAUUCUGUGAUUCCACUUUAAUUGCCUUGGCCGCAUCCUAUAGAAUCCUGUGAUUUGUCACUUGAUGAGUGCUACAGCUCUCUGGCUUAGUAUUCGGAGGUCCCUUUCUCACAGACGAAUAAAUUCCCACAUUAUCUGCUUUGAACUGGAAUAUAUGUCAGUGUAGACUUACAUAACCCAGUUCAAAGCAGAUAUUGUGGGAUUUUCUGCCUUGAUAUUCCGGGUUAUAUGACUGUGUGAAAGUGCCCUUAGUUACGUCACCUUAAACUGCAACCCCCAGGAUUACAUAUGAUGUUUCCAUGGCUGUUGAAGUAGAGUCAUAGUAGAUUCAUAGUACUAUUGUUACACAGUGUAAAACAACCCCAUGGUAGAGGUCAGUUCUCAGUUUGACUUUCAGUACAAUUUUGUCCUUGCAAAGGGUCACAUCUCAAACCUUCUGUAUAUCAUAGCUAAAUGACAGAGAUUGUGCUUUGGGACAUGUAAAGGAUACUCUUUCCCAUACUCCCAUAAAUAUGAUGUACAUUGGUCUCAGCCUAACAGAAGUGCUAAACCUCCAUCUUUAUUGCACUACGUCAUAUUUGCACUCCCCUAUAUUCAAAAAUACAGUUCUAUUUACAGGGACUUUUUUUCUUGUUGUUCGUCUUGUUUUUUUGGAAGAGCAUUCAGUCAUGUGAAUGCUUUGAAACAAGACAGCUCAGAUGCAGAUUUAACACUUCUGGUGAAACCAAGUAAUUGUUCUAAGGGCUAUAUUUUAAAAUGGCCCCUUUCACAUUUCUCUAAACUAAUAUGUACCUCAAUUGCAAACAUUUUUAACUCUAAUUCCGUGUUUCCAUUUUGGAGUUGUUUUGGAAUGGGAGCAUAGGAGCAGGAUAAAGCAAGUCACAGGAUAGAGGAGGGCUGCUGGAAAAUUGACCACUCUUUAAAGGGGAUCAAAGUUUUGUGCUACCUUAGACAAACAGAUUUAUUAUGGCAUAGGCGUUUAUGGACUACUGCCCACUUUAUUUGCUGCAACAGGUCAAUGUGGCUCCCUCUCUGGUCUUUACAGAGAAAACACACCUGGGCAUGUCAGGUAGACAACACCUUUUUCUGUACAAUUCUUGCCAAAGCUGUCACCAUCAAUUAGAGCUAUGUGACAUUUUUGACUUUACAUAAGAUGGGUGAGGCAGGUUCAUCUUAUUUACAGAUGAAGUCAUAAGACUCCGUCCUUCAGAGCAUGUAUUUUCUUCUUGUGUGCAUAUGUUUCAUUAUUCUGAAUAGUUGUUCCAUCUCAAUGAUUUUGCUUCCUUUCUCCUCCACUUUUUCCACAUCUCCAUUUUUAAAACUUGAUGAGUUCGUGGUGUGUAAUUAAUCCUCUUUUCCUCCAUAAAUGUUAGACACUGGUCUCAAUUUAUCACUCUUUUGUGAUUUGGGUAUUGCCAGCACGAAGGGCUGUUGAGCCAAAGAGGCAUUUCAAAUGUGCAAUAUGUGCCAUUUUUAGAUAUACACAUAUAUUCUAAAGAAUAAACACCUUCCAGAAGUCUCAGGCUGUACCUUCAAUUAACAAAUUCCUGGCAAUUAAAAAGAACUUCACAAAGUGCUUUUUCUUUGGGUAAUAUGAGACAAUAAUUGAAACAAGUUCUGUGGUUUCUGCAAAACUGUAGAAAAGCUGGUGCCUGCAAUGGCAUGUCACAAUUGUGGUGACUUUAAGGGAAGCCCUUGGGUACUUGUACUCACUGCCAUCUUUUUUUCUUAUUCUUUUUGGCCCUAUAUUUUUCUUGCUUUGGAAAUUUUGCAACGAUUUCAUAAUUUCUCAGACCAUAGAAAUCAAAUGAUGUGGAGAUUAUGCAAUUAUGUAAAUGUAUGUCCUCGUGGAAAAGAUGAUAUUGUAAAGAUUAUGUGAAGAGUAAACUGUGUCAAGAUUUUGGGAAAGUUUCUUUAUGGAUUACUGCUAUCAAAAUUCCUUAGCCAGCAACAUGAGUCUGGGAGUAGUCAUCCAAAAAAUGUCUUUUCCUUGGUUAGAACAAGGUACGUGAAGAACUGGGUGAAUAUUGAUGGCAUGCUUAUUCUGCAGACUUCAGCUGGUAAAAUAUGUACUGUGUAUACUCGUGUAUAGCUCUAGAAAUUUUAGUUAAAAUAUUGACUCAACUUGGGUCAAUACAUCCACAGGCCACUAUAAAUAAUGUAUCUUAACCCUUAUCAAAAAAAGGAACCAUCCCAUUUUCUGAAUAUAGUGAGGGGUGGCACUGGCAUUUUCCCCUCUCUGUGAAAAGGCCCUUGACUUAUCCCUGUGUCAUACCAAAAUCCAUAAUUUAUCCCCCAAAUCUGCCCUCAAUGUAUACAUAAGGUUGAUUUAUACAUGAGCAUAUAUGGUAUGCUUUUAUCAUGGAAAGUCGUGGGAAACAAAGUACGAUGACUUUGCCAUGUUUUGCUUGCAUAUAAAACAGAUUUUGCAAAACAGUUGCUUACAAUAAAAUAAUGCUUGUUCUAAAUCAGUGGUUCUCAACCUGUGGGUCCCCAGGUGUUUUGGCCUUCAACUCCCAGAAAUUCUAACAGCUGGUAAACUGGUUGGGAUUUCUGGGAGUUGUAGGCCAAAACACCUGGAGACCCACAGGUUGAGAAUCACUGUUCUAAAUGAGCAUGGUUUCCAGAUAUGUUCACCUGAACACAGUUUCCCUUAAACAGACUACUCUCUUUAGCCACAAUUCCACUAAUUUUGUGAAUCUCUUUUAGCACCCUUGCCAUACUGAAAACAAUGUAUGUUUGGCAUGCAUAUGUGAACUUUGAAUAACAUCUAGUGAAUAGUUUCUUUUCAGGUCCAUGUUCCACUUCCACUGGAUUAUUAGUUAAUCCCAUACUAUUAAUCUAAGAUAGUGAACAAUAGAGUCAGAUAUUUAUGACUGUUUUUAAAAUGUUUCUCAUUUGAUUACACGAUGCCAUAGAUUUGCAAACAGAGCCAAAAUAACAUUUACUCUGCCAUAAAGAGAAAAGGUAAAUUUAUUAUGUGUCCUGGGUCUUGCCAAGCACACACAGCCCUGGCCAAAAUUGAACCUUUUUCCAGUUUUAAGCAAUAGGACAUGAUGAAGACAUGAAUGUUUGUAUCAGGUUGCCUUUUAAACAUAAAGGCAUUUCCUGAGAUUUAAUGUGUUUCCAAAAAUGGAGGACUCUUUUUUAUUAAAAAGGUGUAUAUUUUAUACUAAUAACAUAUGUAUAGAUUUGUAUUGUAAUAUAAUUUUAAAGAUGUGUAAAGCUCUAUAUAAGAAGAUGUUACUGUAUAUAUAGAGAUAACUGUAAGCAAAUCAGAUGGUCAAAUAAUCUGUUGAUCUGCUAUGCAAUUUUGCUUAUCACAUUUUUGUGUUGAGUGCAGAUUGAUCUUAUAUUCAUAAAUAAUGACUACUAUAUCCAAUGUGGCUCAUCUGAGAUAAGUGUGCAUAGGAUUUAAGCCAGUCUUUUUAAAAAGACACAUCUUGAGACAUGUUUCUUGCCAUGUAAAAUGCAGAAACUAUUAUAUGCUGAACACCACAGUUUUCAUGUUUCCAGAAAAUGAAUAGUAUCUUGUUUAAUCUGCCACAGAAGUGCCGUAUUAGUUGUAACCACUGAUUCUGUCUAAUUCUGUUAAUUAAAAACCAAUGCAUUUUC